ACAACUGCUUCUCCAACCACAACCACAGCUGUUCCAACCACUACCACAGCUGCUCCCACUACAACCACAGCUGCUCCCACAACAACCACAGCUGCUCCAACCACAACCACGGCUGCUCCCACA
Messenger RNA from Fundulus heteroclitus (mummichog), 123 nucleotides. Its product is annotated as C-type lectin domain-containing protein 141-like. The record is from RefSeq and is a predicted model, not a curated record. The annotation marks the transcript as partial. The transcript has 2 exons. Lineage: Eukaryota; Metazoa; Chordata; Actinopteri; Cyprinodontiformes; Fundulidae.